CCCCGCCAGCGCCGCCACGCAGCAGCCCGCCGCCGCCCCCGCCUGGGCCUACGAAGCCCGGGUCCCGACCGCCGCCUCGAGCCCCGGCUGCAGCGGCAGCAGCCCCAGCCUCAAGGCCAGCUAUGAAGAUGGACAUCCCUCACAGUCUGAAUCAGAGCUCCUUCAAAGACAGACAUUUGCAGCCUCUCAUCAGCUUCCUGGUUAUGCUCCCACGCCUCAAGCAACUGGUAUGCAUUCCUCAACAGCAACUGAGCUGUUUGUUACAGGACCCCUGCCGACCUCUGGAACCCUUCCACCACCUGUGCUCUCCGCUUACCAGCAUCCUGCGACUUUUAGCAAUAGAAACUUUGCGACCACCUCACCUUUGGUGCUUCAGGAUUCAUCUUUUAACACUACAUCAAAUGGAAUUUUAAACCCUCAUGAUCCUUUGCUACAAAUUAAGACUUCCCAGGGAACUGUUCCAACCGCUUUGGCAUUUGAGCGCCUGGGCAGUUCUGCAUUAAGUAAUAGCAUACCACCUCAGUCUUCAACAUACCGCUCAGCUCAAGAGUCGGCGCCACAUCUCUUACAACCUCAAUUCAGUUUGUUGCCUUCAACACUUGGGGGAGCCCAGCAAACCCCUCAAGGCUACAGUUCAACUCUUUUUACUAGUUCUGCUGCUUCCAUUGAAAGAGCCCUUCUUCGAGAAUGUAGUGUUAUUAAGCACCACCAGCGGCCUUCAGAUGCCCAGUCUAUUCAGGCACAAAUGACUGGUUCACAGCUUCCCUUACAUAGUUAUCUAUCAAGUGCAAGUAUUGGUAAUUUUCAGGAAACAUCCAGGCAGUCAUCUUUAUCCUGUAGCUCAAUUCGAGAUUCUACUCAGGUGAGCAAUGGAGCAUUGCAACAGAAGACCCCUCAGGUCUCAGCAGAACAUGCUCAGUCUUAUUCAUCUGUAAUUCCAUCAUCAGGGUAUCUUCCUUCUGCUACAAAAGUAGAUGCCUGUUCUACAAAACAACCACUAACAUCAAGUGUGAUUCCUCCUGUACAAACACUAAACUAUUCUAAACCUUUACAUAACCAGAGUUCUGUAAUAUCAGGUCAAGCACAAAUUUAUUCUACAGCACAACUACCUAGCCUUUUAUCAGUCAGUCAGUCCCAAAAUUAUGGUUUAGUACAGCCACAUAAUGUGCCAUCUAUUGUUCAUUCACAGGUUUAUAGGUCCAGCAGGGUUGAGAAAUUGCCAUCCUUAUACAAAACAUUGGCCUUUUCUGGGUCUUCUCAGACUGUAACCUCUGAAAAUCAGACACUUAGUUAUUCAUCCAAUCAGCAAGAAGUAUUAUCUUUAGUUACAAAUGAGAAUUACCCUGCUCAUACAAGAGACCUGGCAUCAGUCAGUCAGCCUCAAAAUUAUUCAUCUGGUCACUCUCAGGGUUUAUCACCAGUUAGCCAAACACAGGUCAGUUAUUCAUCUCAGUCACAAGUUUUAUCAGUUAUCAGCCCUUCAGAAAGUUAUGCGUCGGUACAGUCUCUGACAUUAACAGCCCCUUCUCUUUCUUAUUCUUCUGCCUCCCGGGGUCAGAGCUUGCCAGAUUCUAGCCCAACACCAAAUUAUAUUUCUAUGCAUUCAUCCCCAAACACUCAUACCCAAGGAUCUUCACCACCUCAGCCCCAAAAGUUUUUGCCUGCUGUGCAGUCAUCUUUUGCAUCCUCUACUCGUGGUCAGGCAAUGCAGAAUAGCAUACCUUCCCCUGAUCCAAAGACUUAUGCUGAGAGAAAACGUGACUCAAAUGCGUAUACAUCUUCAGAGCAAAAUGAUGAUUUUCCGUUGCAAAAGUUACAGGCAUUGCAGUCACAGGCAUCUCUUGAGCCAUCAAGCCAAAGGCUGCCUGAUGGAGAAGUGAAUCCUCAGGAGUCAGUUUAUAAGACAUCAAAAUCAGAUGACCGAUAUUCUCAGAGUGUAACCAGAAACAACUCCCACCUUGAAGACCAAGUUGUUGGAGUUGCUCUCCAGGGUUCAAAACAAGAAGAAAACAUGGUUGGUUCAGUGACACAACUUAACCAGCAAAGUGGCCAGCCCAGUAAUGCGGUAAACACUGAUCUUAAGAAGGCAACGAAUUUAAUGCCAGCGCCACAGAUAAGGUUGAAUACAAAAGACCUCAACCAGCAGCAUUCUCUCAUACAUAAGAUGCAUGAAACCAAGGUUCAGGAACAGCAUGACCAGAUAAUUAGUGCCUCAUCUCAGAUACAGAUUUCAAAUCAUGCUUUGGGGCAUAGUCAUCAGACUCUUCCUAAUACACCAGUCCUUUUAGAUUCUGCCUGUGACUUACAGAUUCUUCAGCAGGCUGGGAUUCUACAGGCAAGCUUAGGACAAGCAAAGGCAUCUUUACAAGUACAGCGUGUUCAGAGCCCCCAACAGGUAGUCCACUCUUUUCUUCAGAUGGAUGGUCACAUCAUUCAGAGCAAUGGUGAGCAUCCACAACAGCAGCUCCAUCCUCAAAAUUCUGAGAUUAUGAAACUAGACCUCUCUGAACCUUCAAAACCUUUGCAGCAGCUAACAACGAAGGGCCCUUUCAGUGAAGCCAAUCAACAUGAUUCAAAGAAUCAGUUUGUUUCUCUUGGAUCAAUGUGCUUCCCAGAGGCAAUGCUUCUCAGUGAUGAAAGAAAUAUUUUAUCAAAUGUAGAUGACAUCUUGGCAGCUACAGCAGCAGCUUGUGGGGUUACACCUUCUGACUUUUCCAAGUCUACUUCAAAUGAAACCAUGCAGGCUGUUGAAGGUGGUGAUUCUAAAUCUCAUUUUCAGCAGUCAUUAGAUGUCAGGCAUGUGAAUUCAGAUUUUAACUCCAUAACAGCUACAGUAGGAAAGCCACAGAAUAUUAAUGACAUUUCCCUAAGUGGAAAUCAGGUUACUGUAAACCUUUCAUCAGUACCCACCCUUCAGUCAAAAACAGUACUUGAUCAACAGCACAUGGAAACACCUGGUCAAAAUAUACCCACAAAAACAUCUUCAGCCAUGGUUGGACCAGGUCAUGAAGCGCAGGAGCAAAGUGCUGACCCGUUUAAGAAACAGUUGGCUAUGAAUCAUGAAUCAAAAGAAGAUAGUGAAAUUGCUGUUGAAAGUGCAUUGAGUAAUAACAGAAAUCAAGAGUUUGUUCCUGCUAGCCAGAGCAUAAGUGGAGAGAGUGUAGCAUCAGAGAGCGAUUUUACCCUAGUAGGUGACGACAGCAGUAUGUUGGUGAACCAUCGAAGGAACACACUUGCACUGCUUGCCAUGGCCCAGCCUGGGGAUGCAGCUAGUGGCAAGACUGAAGAUGAAAAGCAAGAUGUAGCAUACUUUAACCUUCCAAAGAAAAAAGCUAAAGGAAAAGGACAAGGUAAAGAGGAAGAGGACAGUAGUCAGAAACCCCCGAAAAAGUCUGCUCAAGGCAAGCGCCAGAACCCCAGGGGUGCAGACAUGUAUUUACCGUACACUCCCUCUUCCUCAGAAAGCUGUGAUGAAGGUUACCAGCAUCAAGAAAAAAUGAGGCAGAAGAUCAAAGAAGUAGAGGAAAAGCAGCCAGAAGUCAAAACAGGAUUUAUUGCUUCUUUCUUAGACUUCCUGAAGUGUGGGCCCAAGCAACAGUUUUCUACCCUUGCUGUUCGAAUGCCUAGUAGGACCAGACGAUCAGGAACCCAAGUCACUCAUCCUUUCUGUGCCCCACCACUUGCAAAGAUGUCACCUGCAGCACCUGUGCCAUUAGCGUUUGAGACUGGAGGGGUCAGUCCAUCAGAGAAAGUUGACAAUGAGCUUAAAAAUUUAGAACACUUAUCUUCCUUUUCUUCUGAUGAGGAAGAUCCUAGCCUGUGUGGCCAUGAUAUCUAUAAGAAAAUCUCCGCUCCCGCUCCCUUAUCUGCGUUGGAUACUACUUCUGACAAAACAAAGAAAACAGUUUCAGAAGCUCUACCUGUGACAGCUCCUGGUGUAUCUGCUGAGACCGCUGGUGCUGCUCCCACGUCCUCCACUGCUGGUGCAAAACAAGACCUUCAUGUGACUUCAUCCGCUGCAAAAACCCUGGAAAAUGCAAACUCCACAGAACCCCCGAAAGCCAUCGAACUCGAUAGUCUUCCUUCAGACCAGUUUGCAAAAGGACAGGACACAGUUGCAAUAGAAGGUUUUACAGAUGAGGAAGAUAUAGAAAGCGGAGGAGAAGGCCAAUACAGAGAACGUGAUGAGUUUGUGGUAAAGAUAGAAGAUAUAGAGACAUUUAAGGAAGCUUUAAAUAUAGGAAAAGAGCCCCCAGCUAUUUGGAAAGUACAGAAAGCUUUGUUACAGAAAUUUGUUCCUGAAAUUCGAGAUGGGCAAAGAGAAUUUGCAGCUACAAAUAGUUAUCUUGGAUAUUUUGGAGAUGCAAAAACUAAAUACAAAAGGAUAUAUGUGAAGGUCAUUGAAAAUGCAAACAAAAAGGAGUAUGUUAGAGUGUGUUCCAGAAAGCCAAGAAACAAGCCUUCACAAGCUAUCAGAAAUGUUCCAUCUAAGCCAAGUAGUAGCAGCAAAACUUCUGACCCACCAGUAUCAAAAACUCCAACUACAAAAGCCCCUUCUACAAAACCCAAAGUUAAACAACUCAAAGUGAAGGCUGAGCCACCACCAAAGAAACGGAAGAAAUGGAAAGAAGAAUUUUCAUCAUCACAAUCUGAAUCAUCUCCUGAGGUCCGUUCUAGCAGUAGUGAGAAUGAGGAAUUUGAUCCUCCAGCUCCCUUUGCCACUCGUUUUCUAAACACAAGAGCAAUGAAGGAAACUUUCAAGAGUUACAUGGAGUUGCUUGUUAGCAUUGCUCUGGAUCCAGACACAAUGCAAGCACUAGAGAAGAGCAAUGAUGAGCUACUUUUACCACAUAUGAAAAAAAUAGAUGGCAUGCUGAAUGAUAAUCGCAGAAGACUUCUGGUGAAUCUUCACUUGGACCAGCCGGUCAAGAAUGCAUUGGAAAGUUUUCCUGAACUAACAAUUAUUACUCGAGACUCUAAAGCAAAAAGUGGAGGAUCUGCUAUUUCUAAAAUAAAAAUGAAUGGCAAAACUUAUAAUAAGAAAACUCUAAGGACUUCUAAAGCAACCACUAAGUCUGCACAGGAGUUUGCUGUUGAUCCAGAGAAAAUACAGUUAUAUUCAUUAUAUCAUUCACUCCAUCAUUAUAAAUACCAUGUUUAUCUAAUAUGUAAGAAUGAGAUAUCGUCUGUUCAGAAAAAAAAUGAAGAUUUAGGACAGGAAGAGAUUGUUCAACUUUGUAUGAAAAAUGUAAAGUGGGUGGAGGACCUAUUUGAGAAAUUUGGAGAACUUCUAAAUCAUGUGCAACAGAAAUGUUCCUAACAUUUCCACAACAUCCCCCCUUUUUAUAGCACUAAUGAAAUGUCAUAGUGUCACAGAUAAUCACAUCUCCAGCAGUGGUGUCUUGCAGACAUACCCAAUACCAUGGGGAACCUUGCUGAGGACAGUGGUGCUGCCACGGAAGCCAGUCAUUUUAUCUUAAAUGAUUUUUCUAUAUUUUCAACUGUGGGGUGACUGAGUUUUCGUUUUCACAAACGUCUUUUGACAAAAUAAUAAAGCAUGCACUAAGUAUACUUUUAUUGCUAGAGAAAUGACAUUGAAGUGACCUGACUCCCCAUGACUGGUGUCAGGACGAAAGAGGUGGCAGAUAUCAUUCGUGACUGGCCACAGUGUGGAAAGUAUUGUACAUUUUGUAAACGGAUCUGGUAUGGUGUGACAUCCUAUAUGAGAAUGUCUUGAGUUUAAAACAUGAAGCUCAGAAGCUGUGCUCUGCUCUAUCGAGUCCUUUAACAUGUCCGGGAAACUGGGUGUGGAACUGUGCAAUCCUGUGACUGCUUUUUGUGUCAAGUUCAAUUGUGAUGAUGGAAAAAAAAAGUGACGUACUAUUUUCCCUGUUUUAAAGAAAAGUAUUUUUGUUUAUAGUGUGUUUUUUUCCUUUGGAAAAUUUUCAAUUGUACAUUUUAUUUUACUAAUAGUUGUAUUUUUCACAGAGAAAAUGUGGUUUUAAUUUUUUCUAUCCAUACUUCAUUGUUUUCAGUAUACCCUGUGUGGGUACAUGUCAUUUGCAUUGUAGAUUCUGUCUUGAGGUAGCCAUUUUUGUUUUGCCUUAGUGUUACUUGGAAUAUUCAUUCGGUGCUAGAAUUAGUUUAGCUUUAUAAAUGGGACUGUGUGAAACACUGCACUAAUUUCAUAUUUCAUAAAAUAAAUUUCUUACCAAA
Arvicola amphibius (Eurasian water vole) is the source of this 6216-nucleotide messenger RNA. RefSeq names its product glutamine and serine rich 1 (gene Qser1). The transcript is spliced from 12 exons. The record is from RefSeq and is a predicted model, not a curated record. NCBI's taxonomy places the organism in Eukaryota, Metazoa, Chordata, Mammalia, Rodentia, Cricetidae. The coding region runs from base 230 to 5320 and encodes 1696 amino acids.